This is a messenger RNA of Platichthys flesus (European flounder), 3135 nucleotides long. RefSeq names its product mitochondrial basic amino acids transporter (gene slc25a29l). Gene Ontology annotation, cellular component: mitochondrion. Bases 378 to 1301 code for a protein of 307 amino acids. Gene Ontology annotation, molecular function: high-affinity L-arginine transmembrane transporter activity. Lineage: Eukaryota; Metazoa; Chordata; Actinopteri; Pleuronectiformes; Pleuronectidae. The record is from RefSeq and is a predicted model, not a curated record. Gene Ontology annotation, biological process: mitochondrial L-ornithine transmembrane transport. The transcript has 4 exons.
UUUUCACCGGAGCCCCCGCCUCCACCGCCGCGGGUACAGAAAUAGAAAAAGAGCUCGGGCUGCGGGAGAAAGAGCGCCACACAUCAGCGGAGAGUUAUAAACCUGUCAGCCUGCUCCCAAGCUCCGAGCCCCGGUGACAACCCGCAGCCGCCGGUGACCCUCUACCUUCCGCCUGCCCGGCACCAGCAACGUCCGUAGCUCACAGAGAAAAAAAGAGAGGGAGGGUACCAGCUCGAGCACCAAGCCGGGGCUCUGUCUGUCAAAAGCCCCGCUAGUCUGAAAUCCUCACUUCCCUCUGCGGGUGAACCGAGCCACAGCUUGUUCACCGCCGAGCUAGCUCGACCCGUACCGGCCGUGAGGGUGUCUCUUGGGGGGGAAUGGCAUUGGACUUCGCCGCGGGCUGCGUGGGAGGUGCUGCUGGUGUUUUGGUGGGGCAUCCAUUUGACACUGUGAAGGUGCGGCUUCAAGUUCAAAAUGUGGACAAACCUCUGUACCGUGGAACAAUUCACUGCUUCCAGUCCAUCAUACGCCAGGAGUCGACGCUCGGCCUGUACAAAGGCAUCGGCUCACCAAUGAUGGGCUUGGCCUUCAUCAACGCCAUAGUGUUUGGUGUCCAGGGCAACGCCAUGCGCAAGCUGGGCCGCGACACGCCGCUCAACCAGUUCCUGGCGGGAGCCUCAGCAGGAACCAUCCAGUGUGUCAUCUGCUGCCCGAUGGAGCUGGCCAAGACACGCAUGCAACUGCAGGGGACCGGAGAGAAGAAGUCCAAGACGAAGCUGUACAAGAACUCCCUGGACUGCCUGGUGAGAAUCUACAGGAGGGAGGGAAUCCGAGGCAUCAACCGCGGCAUGGUGACCACCCUGAUGCGCGAGACACCUGGUUUCGGCGUGUACUUUCUCACGUACGACGUGUUGACCCGCGCCCUGGACUGCGAGCCAGAACAACCGUACAUGAUCCCCAAGCUGCUGUUCGCCGGAGGAAUGUCGGGCAUCGCUUCCUGGAUCUCCACCUAUCCCGUGGACGUGAUUAAGUCACGCCUCCAGGCGGACGGGGUCGGCGGAGUCUACCAGUACAGCGGCAUCAUGGACUGUGUGAGGCAGAGCUUGAAGAAGGAGGGGUGGAGGGUGUUCACACGCGGGCUCACGUCCACUUUGCUCCGGGCGUUUCCGGUGAAUGCCACCACGUUUGCCACCGUGACUCUAUUUUUAAUAUACAUGCGCGAGGGAGGAGAGUGUCGUAUUGAGGACCCUGAGCCACAGUCCGUCCAGCUGCAGCCACAGACCCAGCCGACCAGCCUGUGAGCCGCGUUUCAUCUGUCAGAUAGAGAUGGAACUGUCUGAUCCCUCAGCUGGUUUUCCAUUGUAACAAACAUGAACUGGUCCUAAGUACACAUCUGUGCACCGAGCUCCUGCAAAGUGUCCACCUAGUAUUUAAUAAUAUAUAGUGUAUUUUAAGAUAAAAUCUGCACUUGUAAAUAAGGCCUCUUUUUAAAACAUCCCUGGUUUUUGUUAAGUCUUGAGAGUCAGGAAACUGGACAGUUACAGAGUUGUGCUUACAGAUGUCCCGAAUGCUUUGAGUCAAGGAAACACUUUGUCAUUGAUGCGGUGUUCAGGUCAAAAUGAAUUAUACCUAGAACUUAAUUCAACAAGUGGUGUAAUAUUCCUCAUCUAUUUCGUCCAGGUCAAUUAGUCCCUUUUACUCUUUACGCAUUUGUACACUGUUUUGUAGUGGUUACACGUACAUAGACAGCUUAUACAUGUACAUUUAUGUAGAUAUUCAUUUUCUGAAGUUACAACUGCGUAUUUGGUUAAACUUUGCUAUGAAAUCAGCAGCCAUCUUUUUACAUCGAGUCUUUGUCUACGUUAAUAAUCUACCUUUUAGAUUCUGACGUUUUAUAGAGAAAAUAUUAAAGGCUCUGACAAUGACUCACUGCAGUAAAACACAAACCAAGUAGAAGUCGGAUACAGAAUAAAUGUGUAAUAAUGUCUUUAAAAUGGUUAAUUAUUGGAAACGAUCUGCAGUUUUUUAAUAUUGUUACUUCGGAGAUUGUAUUGAGUCCAAAGAAAGCACCUUAUGGUAUGAUACGGUUACAUUUGUCACAUUUGCAAGAACCUGUGUGGAGCAAAACAGUUUUUUUAAAGUACACUCGUUUAAGGUUUUAAGUUCCCUGUGAUUGGAAGUUGUGUUGUUUGUCAGUCGCCCUGUUGUCCACAAGGGGGUGGUGUCUACACACUAACCUGAGGCAGAGGAAUGGCCCCUGUAAGACUGAGCUGCAGAUCUUCUGCCUAUUUUUUCUUUGUGUAUGAAAGUACAGUUUUACCACCUGUCAGCUAAAUUAUACUGAUCCAACACCUCCAGAGGAUAUGAAAAGGUCAAGUAUUGGUACAAUUCAUCUCAUGAACCUGAUUUUAAUCUUUGACCUCUGUAUGUAAAUUGAUGAACCUGUAACAUUAUUAUAACAUUAAACCCUCAGUGACUCGGCCACUUGCCUUUUAAUCAUCUGCCACAAAACCAACACAACUGAAGUCCAAAGCUUCAGCACCAAGGACGGAAUCAAACUCUUCUAAUGGUUCAGUUUUCUGUUGGCUUCUUCAACCUAAAUCUGUCUGAGACCCCACUGCUCUCCUCUCCAUGUUAACCUACAGGGCAAAGGGCACACACAGUGUCCCUCAGUGCAGUGUGAACUCUGUCAACUUCUCGGUUAACAGUUGCAAUACUGACAACGUCUUUGCAGGUUUAAAGUGUAAAUUGAGACACAAGUUAAACACAGGCGAACUUCAACCUGCCUGCAGGUGGCGCCACACAGACGUUAUAACUGUAGCAGCUCUUACUCUUCCUGCACAUCUUCAUGGUUUCACUGGUCCAGUUGGGUUAAAAUAAUGUACAUACGUGAAUUUGGCUUGUUUCUGUUCUCAUCUCUUUGUGUUCAACUUUAGGUUUGAUUUUAUUUACUUUUCUGUAUUUCUGUUUUAAGACUCUUAAUGUGUAUAUAUUCUGGGUUUGCCUGACUUUACCGGUGGAUGAUAUGAUUGCUGAUAUUUUUGUGAAAAGGCUGCUUUAAAUAUGCUCGUCUUGUAACAAAGCAGCAUGUUCUCUCCGUUGAAUGUUGAAAUAAAAGCCACUUUCCCACUCACA